Molecule: messenger RNA, 1866 nt
Organism: Cladocopium goreaui
Lineage: Eukaryota; Dinophyceae; Suessiales; Symbiodiniaceae
Source: the annotation of a GenBank genome assembly
GACAGUGCUGCGAUGGAGCUCGCGCUGGCUCAGCUGACAGCCCUGCUGCUUAUUGGGUUUGGGCACUGUGCCAGUCCGUGUUGGUCGGGAGAUUUUAGCUUUGCUCGCUGCUGUUUGGUGGACAGCCCUCAGUGCUGGGGCGGAGCCUUUUCCUACGAGAGAUGUUGUCGGCAGACUCCCUUGCUCUCAGCACCCGAGGUCGAGAGCGUCAAGAAGCUGAAGGGCGAGGCCCUGAACUGCGGCUGUUCCAAGCCUGAUUUGAGCCACCCAGCCUUUGAGGGAGGUCCAUUUACGUGGUGUAAGUUUUACCAAGCCAUCAUGCUGAAUCAGGAUUUGCGGCCUUUUUACAUGCCUUUUCUAGAACUGUCAGUUGAAAUGCUGGCCGCCUGCCCCUUGGGCAGCUUAGCGAUGCUCCUGCUGGACGCCUCCUUGAAGAUGUCUGUCAAGGAACCACCACAGCUGGCCCAGAUGCCAAGUUUCCUUCGGGCGCAGGAGAUUCUGCAACUCAUCUUGGAUUCUGGCGUUCCUUUGAUGGAGGUCACAACCUCCGGCUGGAUGGUUUUCAAUCAGGUAAGUGUGCUCCGUUCAGCUGCGCAGCGCCGUGGGCACGAUUUGGACCUGACUGGAAGCUGUAUGCAGAUGCCAGCACCAGAAAGCCUCUCUGCGAGGAUUUUGCAGACCAUGAUGGAGGGUAUUAACUUCCUCCCGGUAGGUACCCCUUCGAUCUUACAGCUCUUCCUAAAAGAUUCUGAUGCAGCUGGCGCCGCUAUGUCCAUGCCAACAUGCCCAUUGGUGGGCCCUGCAAUGUAUUUGUUAUUGGCGUAUUCCAACCUUCAGCAAACUGCUCCCGAUCAAGCGCAACUUCAUGUUCCAGGAGCGCCAGCAAGUCCCAAGGAUGAGGCGGAAUUCAUGAUCAGGCUUGGAGACCAAAAAUUACGUGCCGCGCUGUCCAACCAAAGCUCUGGCGCGCUAGGCUUGAUGUUAGUGACGCCUUGGCCGAUUCCAGAACUCUUGGACUUGCUAAGCCACCCAGGUAGGGUGAAUCUGACAGUUCAUACUGCCAUGGAGGAAAUCCUUCACCUUCAGGAGGGACAUCCGCUCUGGGAUAAAGCACAGCUCGGCAGAAGCAGUUAUUUCUUCCGGGUGAACCCCUACCGAGAGAUGGUUAGCGACAUGGUCCGCUAUACGAAAAUACCAUUCUGUGGCUUGAAGCCUUUCUUACGAAUGGUGGCCAAUGUUGCAAAGGCCGCUGUGGAUGCAGGUUGUGCUUCGCAAGGUGUCUAUCUAGAAGACAGUCGGGUUUGUGAGUUCACCUUCGUCGAGGGAGGGCCACACUUGGGGGACUGUGCAAUGUGGGCCACCACGGUGCUACGUCUGGUUGGAGUUCAAACAAGAUCUAUUGCUUUCGAACCUUUGCCUGAUGCUGCUGCACUUUUUCAGCAGAGUGUCCUCGAGAACGGCCUAUCAUCCCAUGUCUCGGUUCGCAAUGCGGCGCUUGGUCAGAGCAGCGGCGCCAUGACAGAACUGAUCCAUUUCAGAGGUCACAAUGGCCAGGCUACGGUGAAUGGUCAAGAUUUUCCUUCUCAAGAUCGCCGAGAGGUGGUGACCAUCCCUGCCUUGGAACUGGCUUUGGACGAUCAGAUCCCCCCCAGUUGGCCUCGCAUCGAUGCUCUGAAGCUCAGCGUCAAUGGAGCUGAACGAAACACUCUCGCAGGAGCGCGGAAACUUCUCAACAAGCGUCGAAUUUGCUCAGUCCUGAUGCAUGCUACCAAGUGCAAGAGGGGGCGCAGACCUGCGAGUGAGGAUCCAGCACCAGGAAAUGUCUCCAAGUUUGCGCAUGACUUGAUGAUGUUCUUGGAAGAAGGG